Knipowitschia caucasica is the source of this 897-nucleotide messenger RNA. The record is from the annotation of a GenBank genome assembly. NCBI's taxonomy places the organism in Eukaryota, Metazoa, Chordata, Actinopteri, Gobiiformes, Gobiidae.
AUGUCGGACGCCGUGGUCAGUUUUAUGAAAGACUUUUUGGCUGGUGGUGUAGCCGCAGCCAUCUCCAAAACAGCAGUCGCUCCAAUUGAGAGGGUCAAGCUCUUGCUCCAGGUUCAACAUGCCAGCAAGCAGAUCAGUGUUGAGAACCAGUAUAAAGGAAUUAUGGACUGUGUGUAUAGAAUCCCUAAAGAGCAGGGUUUCGUGUCAUUUUGGAGAGGCAACCUGGCCAACGUGAUCCGUUACUUCCCCACUCAGGCUCUCAACUUUGCCUUCAAAGACAAAUAUAAGAAGAUUUUCUUGGGCGGAGUGGAUCAGAAAACACAGUUCUGGCGAUACUUUGCAGGUAACUUGGCAUCUGGUGGUGCUGCUGGUGCAACCUCCCUGUGCUUCGUCUAUCCUCUUGACUUUGCCAGAACCAGGUUGGCUGCAGAUAUUGGUAAAGGUUCGGCAGAGAGAGAAUUCUCUGGUCUGGGAAACUGCAUUGGGAAGAUCUUCAAAACUGACGGCCUAAAGGGUCUGUACCAGGGUUUCAAUGUGUCUGUCCAAGGCAUCAUCAUCUACAGAGCUGCUUACUUUGGCUGCUUCGAUACAGCUAAAGGUAUGCUGCCAGACCCUAAGAACACACAUAUUGUGGUGACUUGGAUGAUCGCUCAGACUGUCACAGCUGCAGCUGGCCUGGUUUCAUAUCCAUUUGACACAGUCAGACGUCGCAUGAUGAUGCAGUCUGGACGCAAAGCAGCUGACAUCAUGUACACGGGCACAAUGGACUGCUGGAAGAAGAUCAUGAAGGAGGAGGGAGGAAAUGCCUUCUUCAAGGGCGCCUGGUCCAACGUGAUCAGAGGCAUGGGUGGUGCCUUUGUGUUGGUCCUGUACGACGAGAUCAAGAAGUACACAUAA